UUUUUAUUUAGAGGAAAACAGUGUUUUUAUUAUACUUUUACCUAUUUUAUGUAAACAUAACCGUCAUACAAUCGUUAUAUGUUGUAAUACCCGGUAAGAGAGCUGGAUCAAACAUUAUUUUUCACAAAGGCUUUAAAUACAGUCGUGAUUCAAGCAGUACACAUAUAUUUCGGUGCUCAAGAAGAAAAUCUGGAUGUACUGCUUAUCUAAAUUUCCUUGUUGCUAUUGAUGAUAUUGAGGAAUGUUUGGAUUUGGAUGAAGAUGACGACUGCACUGUGGAAAAUAUGCAUGAUCAUUUAGAAGAACCUUACGGUGGAGAUUGGUCCGAUCUUCUAGAAAUUAUGAAAAAGCGAUGUAGGGAGACAAAUGAUGGACUAAAAGAAAUCUUCGACGAUGUGUGUCGUCCAUUUCCUGAGAUAACCGCCCAUUACAGUUUUGAAUCAUGCUCAAGUAUAUUGUCCCGAGAACGGAAAAAUCACAGAGGAAAAAUACCUGACAGUUUAACAAAACGACAAUAUUUUGUAUGAAAAUAAAAUUGCUAAAGGUUAUGUAUCAGUCGGAGGAAAAUCUGCAAUAAUUUUUACUACCAGCAAAUUACUGGAAGCUUUAAACGAAUCGAACGAUAUAUUUAUGGAUGGUACCUUCGAAAAUACUUCACUACGCCCAAAAAUACAUCAAAUCUACACAAUUCACAUUAAAUGCAGAGAUACGUAUGUUGGAACAGUAAUCGUUUUUAUGGAGAAUAGAACAACUGAAAUGUAUAAAGAAGUUUUCAAUUGGUUAAAAAUCCGUGCAAAGUCUAUUGGAACUAAUAAUAAAUUUAUUAUUAUUAGCGAUUUCGAAAAAGCAACUAUUAAAGCGCUGAGGGAAUGUUUUCCGUUGGCCAAAGUCCAUGGUUGCUAUUUUCACUAUUGCCAAGCUGUUAUUAAACGAUGGACUAAACUAAGAUUAGACAUACCCGAUCAAAUCUUAUCCAUGGUACUUACUAUUCCUUCACUGCCUGCCGAUAAAUUUCCUGAAGUAGAAGAAAUUCUCAAAGACGAGAUCAAAAUAAAAAAUUUGUCUGACAGAGAUCCGAAUAUUUUGUUGUUUAUGGACUAUUUACAUAAAACGUGGAUAAAUGCAGCAAAUCAUGUUAGUGUACAUGAUUGUCCAAAUUUGAACAAUGACGCAUGUGAAAGUUUUAAUCGCCAUAAUAAAAAAAAACUGGGCGGUAAACACCCGUGCAUCUGGGAACUAGUCGAUGGUGUUGAUAAAGUGCUAAAAGAUGAAGAAAUAAAUUACAGCAGGCUGCUUACGAAUGCUAAAAAACCGAAAAGAAACACACCCAAACAUGUUAUUGAUCGGCGUUAUUAUAUUAAUAAUUUGAGACAUGAAAUUGAACAAGAGAAGAGUAGAUUUAAUAUAAAAAAUUUCAUGAAAAUGAUUCCAAGGUCAUUACUUGAGCUACAACAUACGUUAAAGCAAAUAAUUGGGAAUAAUGCCGAUGAUAUAGAUUAUGACUCUUCGGUACCUGCGGAGCUGGACAUUUUUGAAACUGAUCAAAAUGAAAAUAUAAAUAAUAUCAAUUUACUUAAUGAAGUAGAGCAGUUAAUACCUUCAAAAUCAUGUAAUCCAUUCCUCAAUCGAAGAUUACAGAUUUUAAAAACUGAGAAAUUACCAAAAAAAAGUAAUUGUACACUCACCACUUCUACAUUACUAAGUACCGUAACUUCUGGUUCACUAAAUGUACCUGAUGAGCAUUUGAAUAACUCAACUACCACUUCAACAGUCACUACAGAGACCCCAUCGUCUACAAAAAUUAAUCCUCGAAUUGACACACCACUUACUGCAUCCUUUUCGGUAACACCAGUUACAAGCGUUACUGAACAAUCUCUCCCACUUUAAACAACUACUUUUAACUCACUAAAUAAAAUCGUUAGUAUUAGUGAAAAUAAACAACAGUUAUCUGACAACAAUAAUUUUCAACAAAUAAUGAUAAAUAACAAAUGGGUUAUUUUCGAAAAAAAUAACCAGUCAGAACGAUUGAAAUCAACAUUAAAAAACAAUUUAGUUUAUAACCAUUUGUCAAACGUAUUCAAGACAGUAAAAAAUAAAAAAAUUAGUGAUAAGUGGCUAAGAGAAACCAAGAAGAAGACAACGGGGGGAAAAAAGUAACAGCAAAGGAAAAUAAAAAGCCAGUAAAUCAGUCAUCAAGGGCUGCUGUUACAACCCAUCCAGCUCAUGUAUCAUUUAACUCGCUGCCUGCAAGUGCGCGAUCUACUGCUGCUGCUAAUAAUAAUGCUCAAAAUAUGCUCGGUCCGUUAGCGACUGUUAAUGGAUGGACUGGCUUAGUUGGUGAACAAUCAGCUUUCCAAACUGCUAUUGUACCUCAAUCAAACGCCGUUAUUAAUAACAUUUUUAAUUUAUAAAAAACAUUGUAUUGAAAUCUUAAAAAUAUCAAAAAUUAAUCGCCUUAAAAUUAAUAUUCUACGAAACACGACAGCUGCCAUGUGUACCCUCGCAGAUUUGAAUCACGGUGGAAACACCGUGGAAGUAUAAACACCGUGGAUCCACCGUGGUUACACGGUGGGUUUGUUCCAUUUCACCACCGGGUAUACACAGUGUAUCCACUGUGAUUACGCGGUGUAUCCACCCUGACUCCACGGUGGCUUUGUGCUAUUUCACCACCGUGGUUCCACGGUGUAUCCACCGCGUAAUCACAGUGGAAACACCGUGUAUACACAGUGUUCAAGCCACCGUGGAAUCAUGGUGGAUACACCGCGUAAUCACAGUGGUAGAAUGGAACAAACCCACCGUGUUUCCACCGUGAUUCAAAUCUGCGAGGGUAGAGAACGAUUCCAAAUUAUAGUAGAAAAUUAUUUAGUAAGUAAAUUUUGUAUGCACUGGAUUAUUCAUAUUUAUUAUUUUUCAAUAAAAUAUUAACAAUUUAAAAACUAAGACAUUAAAAUAUAAUUAUAUAUUAAUAUAAAUUUAAUACAUGAAUAUGAUUUUAAAUGAAGCAAUUGGUGCGAUGAUGGUAAUUAUUAUUAUCAUUAUUAUUGUUUAUAAAAAAUAAAAUAAAUAUAAUGACAUGAAUAUAUUAAUAAUAAUAAUAAUGAAAGUGUAUUUUUUUUAAAAGUAAUUCGUUAAUAUAAGAAUAUAAAUAACGAUUAGUCGUAAAUAUC
Molecule: messenger RNA, 3167 nt
Organism: Microplitis mediator
Lineage: Eukaryota; Metazoa; Arthropoda; Insecta; Hymenoptera; Braconidae
Exons: 8
Coding region: 631-1887 (418 amino acids)
Source: RefSeq, a predicted model, not a curated record